CGUGUCGUCACUCAAAAACUUCGAUCCGAAGUCAGUCACAAACAAUUUACUAUCGAGUGUAAUCGCCUUUUGUGUCUUUUAUACUUAAAAUCAUUGCGAAAUCGCGUAUUUGUAGUGCUAAAACUUUAUUAGAACUGCGAAAAAUUUGUUAUUCCGUAUCACCGGUUGGAUAAUAAACGGAUUGUCAGUGCCUCAAGUGUUAUAAAAAAGUGUGGUGUCUUCAAAUGAAACAGUAAUUGCUGUUUUCCAUUGGUUUUUACCUCUUUUAUUGGAUAUCUUUCGUUAACUGAAGACUGCCGUUUUCAAGGUCACGCUCUUGCCCAUUUAGGUUUAUCCAACUAGUGUGGACCAAUUGGCGCGAAGCCAAAAAGAACUCACAAUUUAUCCUAGUGACUCAGUGACAAUGUGUUCCUACAAAAUGUGCCUAGACAACCGAGAAAACUUUACCAGGCAUUUGUGACACGUCUUCAGGAUGUCACCUGACAAGCGCAAACGGAAGAUCGUCUUCGAUUGCCAUCCGGACCAAAGGACUUGACUCUUAGCCAGUGUUAAAAUUUAAAAAAAAAUAUAUACUAAAACCUAUUCGGUUAUGAUCUCAUUAUCUUAGUGCUCAACCCAAACAAAGACUGAAUACGAAUAAGUGUAAAAGAAACCAAUAAACAUGAUCGCCUUAAAGAAACUGUAUGGAGAUGAACUCCUCCGUUUAGCUUUAGUCCUUAGUCUCUUAAGAGCGAGUCCUGAAGAGUAUCUCGAGCUUGAGACCCAGCAACUAGCGGGUCUCCACAUCUCUAAUGGGUCAGAUUGGUCCUUGGAACACGAAGCGAGGACGUUGAUACGCCCGAGGUUUGUCCACCCGAAAUCUUUGGACCACAUAUUGGUUAACUACGAAAGGCAACUGUUCGAGGAGCUAAAUUCCCUCGGGCGGUACAAUCACUUGGCGAACAAUGACCGGAUAUGGUAUAAUCAGGGUUCAGUUCAUACAUAUUUAGUUAAUAAUGUUGCGACGGACACAGUCGCGCCCGGGCUCGUCCAGGAGGAGGUCCUCAAUGAGCCCUCCGAAGACAAUGUGUCCUCAGACGACAAUGUCGCUCAGGAGGUGAAAGUUGAGGAGGAAUCAUCUCAAGCAGAGACGCAAUCCCCUCCAGAUGCAGUGGUGACGUUAUCCGCCAAUUUUUUCGAAAACCACACCGAAGCGGACAUUUUCGCUGAAAUAGCGAGCAGAUCUUUCGAUGUCAACGAACUUCUAGUCCCCAACGAGAUGCAGAUCAAAAAGGAACCUGAUUCAGACGAAGAUCUGAUGGCCAAGAUCAAGAAGGAAAGAGAUGAAAGAGAAGCAGAUGAUCUAUACAGUGACAAUGCCAUUGAUGAUUUUAUCCCGUAUUUCACGACUAAAGCAGAAAAACUGGAUUAUGAGGAAUCGAAUUCUGUAUUCCACCAGAAUCUUGCCGAUUUACAGGACUAUGGAGAACUUUUUGAUGAUGUUAAGGAACUCAAACAAGAUCUUGAGUACUUGGAUGUCAAACAGCAACAGGACAAUUUGGAGCAAUACCUUCUUGAAAAUACACCUUUGGAUACAGAAGUGUAUGAGUUGGCGCCAAUGUUUGAAGAGGAGUUGGUGUUGGACGUGAAGAGGGAAAGAGCAAGCACUAGUUUCACGUCCGCGAGUUCUAGUGGUGUGAGUGAGAUGGAUAGUUCUUCGCUGAAAGAGAUGCCAGAUGUCAAGUUGGAGCCUGAUGAAGGCCAUCACAGUGGCGACGAAUUGACGCAAGAGGAUAUGGACCUGAUCGAGGUGCUAUGGAAGCAGGAUGUGGACAUGGGCUUCUCCCUCGAGGACCCUGUGCAACUGGAGGGUCCUCAAGCAAAGAAGGUGGAGCUGGAAGGCCAGAUCGACAAGGAGCUGAAGCUGGCAGAGGAGAAGUUACAGAAGAAGAAAGAAGAGACCCAGAACAUAGAGAAGGUCAAGGCUUCCUUGCUGGAGACUGAGAAAGAGGAUGAUCCGUGGGCAGGCCUCUCCUACACCGUUGACACUGAGACCGGUGAAUACGUGAUCCAAGGUGAGCUUCCACGUGACCUGGUCGAAGAAUCGCGCUUCGAUCUGCUGGAAGAGGCUCUCCAGCUGGUAGAGCUUAGGGACGAGGCCGACACCAAGGAUGAGCAGACUCAGGCGGUAGAGGGCAGCAGCACGAGCGAGAUGCUGCACCCGGCGAUGCGGCAUGUGCCGCACCACCCACUGGCCCACUACCACAAUCAGUCGCUCAUGCGCUCUAUGUCAGUAGAGCAAAGGUGGAAUGACCUCGCCUCGUUUCUGACCAUCCCGCCAGACCAGUACCAGCCCUACCACCAGCAUCCGCACCCGCACCCGCAUCCGCAUCCGCACGCGCAUCCGCACAAUAUCAGCCAUGGCGCGGCGGCGGCCUACGCACCCAACUACCACGCACCCUUGGCUCCCGUGCCCGAAAAACACCAUGAAUCUUAUGGCGCCGCAGCACCCCUGGAGGGGACGUACAAAGUGGAGUCAGCCCAUCACCCGCAGCACCACGAUGGACUGUACUACCAGAACUCCACGAGCGAGAUGGGGCCGCCCAACCAGGACGGGUUCCUGCAAUCCAUCCUCAAUGAUGAGGACUUGCAGCUCAUGGACAUGGCGAUGAACGAAGGCAUGUACACAAUGCGUAUGCUGGACGGCGCGUCGUCGGCGCACGUCUCUGCGUCUCACAAUCACACGCACAUGCCUAUGACCACCGAGCGCGACUCGGCAUCAGAUAGUGCCGUGUCGUCGAUGGGGUCGGAACGAGUGCCGUCUCUGUCUGACGGGGAGUGGUGCGACGGCAGCGAUUCUGCGCAGGAGUUUCACAGUUCUAAAUUCCGGCCGUAUGACAACGCGUAUGGCCGCGAGCGAACGUCGCACGCGCCGCAGAAAAAACAUCAUAUGUUCGGCAAACGGUGCUUCCAGGAACAACCGGCCGCCCCCUUAGAGCCUAUAGUUCCGUCGCGACCUCCUGGUGUAAUUAAGUAUGAAUGCGAACCGACAUACCACGAUAACAUGCAUAUGCACAAUGUGGAGUACAACUCUCGGCCACAACUAGCACCGCCGCACGUGCCAGCCUUACAGCCAGCAUUGGACAUCAACUCGCCGCACUCUAGCCACACGUUACUACAGAGUACAGUACCGAGUCCGGGUCCCAGGUUCGGGUUCGGGUCGGACCGAGUGCGACACAACCACACCUACAGCGCGCCGCUGCCGGCCGAGCGGCAGCCGCCACGAGAUAAGAGAGUCCGUCGACUAACGGAUGGCAGCACGUCCGACAGCGGGUGCGGCGGCGGGUCACAUCUCUCGCGGGACGAGAAGCGAGCUAAAGCAUUGGGCAUUCCCUUAGAAGUCCAGGACAUUAUAAAUCUCCCGAUGGAUGAGUUCAACGAGCGUUUGUCCAAACACGACCUGAGCGAGGCGCAACUGUCCCUUAUAAGGGACAUUCGGCGCAGGGGGAAGAAUAAGGUGGCAGCCCAAAACUGUCGGAAACGAAAACUGGACCAAAUAACCUCCCUGGCUGACGAGGUACGCACGGUGCGCGAUCGCAAGGCGCGCACGCAAAGAGACCACCACUCCUUAUUGGCUGAAAGACAACGUGUGAAGGAGCGAUUCGCUGCGCUGUACCGACAUGUAUUCCAGAACCUUCGCGAUCAAGACGGCAGGCCGCUAUCGUCAGCUCAAUAUUCCCUGCAGCAGGCGGCCGACGGAAACGUCGUGCUGGUACCCAAGAUGCAGCACUCUGAUCACCCUAUGAACCGCGCGUCGGACGAAGAUCUAGAUCGCAAGGCAAAGAACUACGAACAGUGACAUCCGCUACACACACAGACACACACUCAUACAUACUACUGACAUACUGGUGAAUCACACGUUGAGCAAACCUAGAGUUUUUGUGAAAAAUGAAUAAAAUCUUUGUUUCUUUUUUCUCUCUCGUCUGGCUUUACAAAGAUUAGCCAAUGUCAAGUUUGUAGUUAUUUGUAACAAGUUAGGGAA
Molecule: messenger RNA, 4021 nt
Organism: Maniola jurtina (meadow brown)
Lineage: Eukaryota; Metazoa; Arthropoda; Insecta; Lepidoptera; Nymphalidae
Product: segmentation protein cap'n'collar-like
Exons: 22
Coding region: 662-3838 (1058 amino acids)
Biological process (GO): regulation of transcription by RNA polymerase II
Cellular component (GO): nucleus
Molecular function (GO): DNA-binding transcription factor activity, RNA polymerase II-specific; RNA polymerase II cis-regulatory region sequence-specific DNA binding
Source: RefSeq, a predicted model, not a curated record